GGUCGACGAGGACAAGGCCGCAGCCGCAGCCGCUGAAGAGGUUGACUUGGGCGUCUUUGAGACAGCUUCCGAGGGCGAGGAGGCGGAGGAGGUUGACGAGCCCAAGGACGUCAACAUGGUUGAGGAAGAGGGCGAGUCGUGCGCAGAGGCGGCGCCGAAGAAGCGGCGGCUGCAAGGCAAACAAGCCGCGCCGAGUUACGGCCCGCCGUUGGCUCUACCAGUCAUCGUCGUCGUUGGGGGGGCGGCGUUCGCCGGACAGGUCCGAGACCUGGAGCGCAAGGCCGACGACCAGGACGGCAUCGAAGAGGUUUGGCGGGAAGAGGCCGAGCACUUGCGGGGGCCCCCGGCCGAGCGCUGGGUCUUCGUGCACGUCAAAGUCGCGGGCGCCGACGCCGCAGAGGUCUGGAGCAACUCCCACCCGCUCGUCGACGCCGGCGCGCCGGUUGUUCACCUCCUCUACGACGGCGUGGGCCACUACAACGCCUUGGUCGAA
Molecule: messenger RNA, 493 nt
Organism: Effrenium voratum
Lineage: Eukaryota; Dinophyceae; Suessiales; Symbiodiniaceae
Source: the annotation of a GenBank genome assembly